Molecule: messenger RNA, 6594 nt
Organism: Conger conger (European conger)
Lineage: Eukaryota; Metazoa; Chordata; Actinopteri; Anguilliformes; Congridae
Gene: cacna1c
Product: calcium channel, voltage-dependent, L type, alpha 1C subunit
Exons: 49
Coding region: 1-6594 (2197 amino acids)
Biological process (GO): calcium ion import across plasma membrane
Cellular component (GO): voltage-gated calcium channel complex; membrane
Molecular function (GO): high voltage-gated calcium channel activity
Source: RefSeq, a predicted model, not a curated record
AUGUUGCGGAGGCUGUUCAGCCGCAAGCAGCACAAGCGCCUGGAGGAGGAGCCUGAGGGCCGCUUCAGAGGGAAGGUGAUCUCGGAGACGGAGCUGGAAUGCACGUACGUGCGCCCGGGAGGCUCCAACUACUCGAGCCCGUCUCUUCCCGCCCCGCCCGGGCUGAACGACCACGACCAUGCGGUGGUGGGCCUGGCCCCGGAGCACAUCCCCACGGCGGGCGCGGCUCUCACCUGGCAGGCGGCCAUCGACGCCGCGCGGCAGGCCAAGCUCAUGGGCAACGCCAGCGCGCCCAUCUCCACCGCCAGCUCCACGCAACGCAAGCGCCAGAACUACGGCAAGCCCAAGAAGCAGACCAGCACCGCCACCACGCGCCCGCCCCGCGCCCUGCUCUGCCUGACGCUCAAGAACCCCAUCCGCCGGGCCUGCAUCAGCAUCGUGGAGUGGAAACCCUUUGAAAUAAUCAUUUUGAUGACUAUUUUUGCUAACUGCGUGGCCUUAGCUGUCUAUAUCCCCUUCCCCGAGGACGACUCCAAUGCCACAAACUCCAAUCUGGAACGGGUGGAGUAUCUGUUCCUCAUCAUUUUCACAGUGGAAGCAUUUCUGAAGGUAAUAGCCUAUGGACUGCUCUUCCACCCCAAUGCGUACCUGCGCAAUGGAUGGAACCUGCUGGAUUUCAUUAUAGUGGUUGUAGGGCUUUUUAGUGCUAUUUUAGAACAAGCCACCAAAGGGGACGGGGCCACGCCCAUCGGCGGAAAGGCGGCGGGCUUCGACGUGAAGGCGCUGAGGGCGUUCAGGGUGCUGCGUCCGCUGAGGCUAGUGUCCGGGGUGCCCAGCCUGCAGGUGGUGUUGAACUCCAUCAUCAAAGCCAUGGUCCCGCUGCUGCACAUCGCUCUCCUCGUGCUCUUCGUCAUCAUCAUCUACGCCAUCAUCGGCCUGGAGCUCUUCAUGGGCAAGAUGCACCGCGCCUGCUACAUUUACCGCGACGGACACCUGGGUCCCCUGGCGGAGGAGAAGCCGGCUCCCUGUGCUCAGGCCCACGCCCACGGCCGGCAGUGCAGUCCGGAGAACACCACCAAGUGCGAUGCGGGCUGGGAGGGCCCCAACGACGGCAUCACCAACUUUGACAACUUUGCCUUCGCCAUGCUGACGGUCUUUCAGUGCAUCACCAUGGAGGGCUGGACGGACGUGCUGUACUGGAUGCAGGACGCUAUGGGCUAUGAGCUUCCCUGGGUCUAUUUUGUCAGUCUGGUCAUCUUUGGAUCCUUUUUCGUACUAAAUCUGGUUCUGGGGGUGUUGAGCGGGGAGUUCUCGAAGGAGCGAGAGAAGGCCAAAGCUCGGGGAGACUUCCAGAAGCUGAGGGAGAAGCAGCAACUGGAGGAGGACCUGAAAGGGUACCUGGACUGGAUCACCCAGGCCGAGGACAUCGACCCCGAGAAUGAGGAGGAGGGCCUGGACGAGGAGAAGCCCAGAAACCUGAGCAUGCCCACCAGCGAGAACGAGUCGGUCAACACGGACAACGCUCCGGCCGGGGACAUGGAGGGGGAGACCUGCUGUACCAGGCUGGCAAAUAGGAUCUCCAAAUCCAAGUUCAGCCGGUACUCGCGGCGCUGGAACCGGCUGUGUCGCCGCAAGUGUCGAGCGGCAGUAAAGUCCAACGUCUUCUACUGGCUGGUGAUCUUCCUGGUCUUCCUCAACACGCUGACCAUCGCCUCCGAGCACCACCGGCAGCCCGAGUGGCUCACUGAAGUGCAAGACAUUGCGAACAAGGUGCUGCUGGCCCUGUUCACGGGGGAGAUGCUGCUGAAGAUGUACAGCCUGGGCCUGCAGGCCUACUUCGUCUCGCUCUUCAACCGCUUCGACAGCUUCGUGGUGUGCGGCGGCAUCCUGGAGACCAUCCUGGUGGAGACCAAGAUCAUGUCCCCGCUGGGCAUCUCCGUGCUCCGCUGCGUGCGCCUACUGCGCAUCUUCAAGAUCACCAGGUAUUGGAACUCUCUGAGCAACCUGGUGGCCUCCCUGCUGAACUCUGUGCGCUCCAUUGCGUCCCUGCUGCUGUUGCUCUUCCUCUUCAUCAUCAUCUUCUCCCUGCUGGGCAUGCAGCUCUUUGGCGGGAAGUUCAACUUUGAUGAGACACGACGCAGCACCUUUGACAACUUUCCCCAGUCCUUGCUCACUGUAUUUCAGAUCCUGACAGGUGAGGACUGGAACUCAGUGAUGUACGAUGGGAUCAUGGCUUAUGGAGGGCCGUCCUUCCCAGGAAUGCUGGUCUGCAUCUACUUCAUCAUCCUCUUCAUCUGCGGAAAUUACAUCCUCCUGAAUGUCUUCUUGGCCAUCGCUGUGGACAAUCUUGCAGAUGCGGAGAGUCUGACGUCAGCCCAGAAGGAGGAGGAAGAGGAGAAAGAGAGGAAGAAGCUUGCCAGAACCGCCAGCCCGGAAAAGCGUCCAGACAACGAGAAACCACCACUGGUGGAGGAGAAGAAGGAGGAGAAGAUUGAGCUGAAAUCCAUCACUUCAGACGGAGAGACUCCCACUGCCACCAAGAUAAACAUCGAUGAGUUCCAGGGGGAUGAGAAUGAAGAGAAGAAUCCCUAUCCGGCUAAUGAUUUCCCAGGGGAGGAGGAGGACGAGGAGCCGGAGAUGCCGGUGGGGCCGCGGCCCCGCCCGCUCUCGGACAUACAGCUGAAGGAGAAGGCCAUACCCAUACCAGAGGCCCGGGCCUUCUUCGUCUUCAGCCACACUAACAAGUUCAGGGUACUGUGUCACAAGAUUGUGAACCACAACAUCUUCACCAACCUCAUCCUCUUCUUCAUUCUACUGAGCAGCAUCUCGCUGGCAGCUGAAGAUCCCGUGAAGAACGAUUCCUUCAGGAACAAGAUACUAGGCUAUGCAGAUUACGUCUUUACAGGACUGUUCACGAUCGAAAUUAUCUUAAAGAUGACAGCUUACGGAGCCUUCCUUCACAAGGGCUCUUUCUGUCGCAAUUACUUCAACAUCCUGGACCUGGUGGUGGUCAGUGUGUCCCUCAUCUCCUCUGGGAUCCAGUCAAGUGCCAUUAACGUUGUGAAGAUCCUCAGGGUUCUGCGAGUGUUGAGGCCAUUGAGGGCUAUCAACAGGGCCAAGGGCCUGAAACAUGUGGUCCAGUGUGUCUUUGUGGCCAUCCGCACCAUCGGGAACAUCGUGAUCGUCACCUCUCUCCUGCAGUUUAUGUUUGCCUGCAUUGGAGUGCAGCUCUUCAAGGGGAAGUUCUACAGCUGCACAGACAGCUCCAAGCAGACAGAGCCUGAGUGCAAGGGGGCCUAUAUCCUGUACAAGGAUGGGGAUGUAGCCAAACCAGAGAAAGCCAAGCGCAUUUGGGAGAACAGCGAGUUCAACUUUGACGAUGUGCUCCAAGGCAUGAUGGCCCUUUUCGCAGUGUCCACCUUUGAGGGGUGGCCAGCGCUCCUGUAUCGAGCCAUAGACUCCCACACUGAGGACAUCGGGCCCAUCUACAACUACCGCGUGGUGAUCUCCAUCUUCUUCAUCAUCUACAUCAUCAUCAUCGCCUUCUUCAUGAUGAACAUCUUUGUAGGUUUCGUCAUCGUCACAUUCCAGGAGCAGGGAGAGCAAGAGUACAAGAACUGUGAGCUGGACAAAAACCAGCGUCAGUGUGUGGAGUACGCCUUGAAAGCUCGCCCCCUGAGGAGGUACAUACCCAAAAACCCAUACCAGUACAAGGUGUGGUAUGUGGUGAACUCCACCUACUUUGAGUACCUGAUGUUCACCCUCAUUCUUCUCAACACCAUCUGCCUGGCCAUGCAGCAUCACGGCCAGUCUACGGCCUUCAACAAGGCCAUGAAUGUGCUUAACAUGCUGUUCACUGGCCUCUUCACCGUGGAGAUGAUCCUCAAACUCAUAGCCUUCAAGCCGCGGGGGUACUUUAGUGAUCCUUGGAAUGUAUUUGACUUCCUCAUCGUAAUUGGCAGCAUAAUAGACGUCAUUCUGAGUGAAAUCAAUCCAGCUGACUCCACCUCGUCUUCCCAGUCCCCCAUGGUAAGACCAAUGGGACUACAAAACACUGAAGAUAAUGCCAGGAUCUCCAUCACCUUCUUCCGGCUAUUCCGAGUGAUGAGGUUGGUGAAGCUCCUGUCCCGAGGGGAAGGCAUCCGAACCCUGCUGUGGACCUUCAUCAAGUCCUUUCAGGCUCUGCCCUAUGUAGCCCUGCUCAUUGUGAUGCUGUUCUUUAUCUACGCUGUUAUUGGAAUGCAAAUGUUUGGUAAGAUUGCCCUGAGGGACAACACUCAGAUCAAUCGAAACAACAACUUUCAGACGUUUCCUCAGGCCGUGCUCCUGCUUUUCAGGUGCGCAACAGGGGAGGCAUGGCAAGAGAUCAUGUUGGCCUGUGAGCCCAUGAAGCCAUGUGAGAAGGGCUCAGAGGUGGGCCUGGACAGCGAGGAGUGCGGCAGCCAUUUUGCCAUCAUCUACUUUGUCAGCUUCUACAUGCUCUGUGCCUUCCUGAUCAUCAACCUGUUUGUUGCUGUCAUCAUGGACAACUUUGACUACCUGACACGAGACUGGUCGAUCCUGGGACCUCACCACCUUGACGAGUUCAAAAGAAUCUGGGCGGAGUACGACCCGGAGGCCAAGGGGAGGAUAAAGCAUCUGGACGUGGUGACGCUGCUUCGCAGGAUACAGCCGCCCCUGGGUUUUGGGAAGCUGUGCCCUCAUCGAGUGGCCUGCAAGCGGCUGGUGUCCAUGAACAUGCCUCUGAACAGUGAUGGCACGGUCAUGUUUAACGCCACCCUGUUUGCUCUGGUGCGAACAGCACUGCGCAUCAAGACGGAAGGUAAUUUGGAGCAGGCAAAUGAGGAACUCCGGGCGAUUGUUAAGAAGAUUUGGAAGAGGACCAGUAUGAAACUGCUGGACCAGGUCGUGCCCCCUGCAGGAGACGAUGAGGUGACCGUUGGGAAGUUCUACGCCACCUUCCUUAUCCAAGAAUAUUUCCGGAAGUUCAAGAAGCGCAAGGAACAGGGCCUGGUGGCUAAAGUCCCACCAAAGACGGCUCUCUCCCUCCAGGCAGGACUGCGGACCCUCCAUGACAUGGGGCCGGAGAUCCGCAGGGCUAUCUCAGGUGACCUGACCGUGGAAGAGGAGCUGGAGAAGGCCAUGAAGGAGACGGUGUCGGCCGCUUCCGAAGAUGACAUCUUCAGGGUAAAGCGGGCAGGUGGCCUCUUCGGCAACCACGUCAACUACUACCACCAGAGCGACGGGCGGAGCUCCUUCCCACAAUCCUUCACCACUCAGCGGCCGCUCCACAUCAGCAAGUCGGGCAGCCCCGGGGACGACGUGUCGCCGUCCCACGAGAAGCUGGUGGACUCCACCUUCACCCCCAGCAGCUACUCCUCCUCGGGCUCCAACGCCAACAUCAACAACGCCAACAACACCGCCAUCGGCCGUUUUCCCUGCCCCUCCAUCAGCACGGUGGACGGGCAGAGCGGCCCGCCUCUCACCCCUGUCCUGCUGCCCCGUGCUGCCUGGCACUUCCCCGCCAAGAGGACGUGUUUCUAUGAGACCCUCCUCCGCUCGGACUCCAGCGACAGCCGCCUGCCAAUCAUCCGCAGGGAGGAGGCGUCCACCGACGAGGCGUACGACGAGACGUUCGUGGACGAGAGGCACUACCGCAGCGAUCAGAGCAUACUCUCCUCUGAAAUGCUUGUGUAUCAGGAUGAAGAGAGCAAACAGCUGGCCCCCAUGGAGGAGGGAGAUGACAGUGAAGAUAGGAGACCUUGGCAGUCCCCCUUCCUCUGUCCCACAGCCCUGGACCGAAGGUCUUCCUUCCACUUGGAGUGUCUGAGGAGGCAGACGAGGACAGACGUCUCCCAGAAAACUGCACUACCACUUCACCUUGUACACCAUCAGGCCCUGGCGGUGGCAGGGUUGAGUCCCCUCCUGAGGAGGAGUCACUCUCCGACGCUCUUCUCGAGACUGUGCUCCACGCCGCCCGCCAGUCCGUGUGCCCGGGGCGGGCGGUCGUACCAGCGCGUGCCCACGUUCUGCCUGGAGGGGUCCGGCUCCUACGAGAAGCUCAACAGCAGCCUGCCGUCGGUCAACUGUGGCCCCUGGUACAACGACAGCAACGGGAACAGCACAGGCUCCAGCCAGCGGCCCCCCAGGCCUGUUUCACUCACCGUGCCCCCGGUGGUGAGGAGGGACUCUACCCUGCUGUCCCACGGCAGUGCCGGCAGUCUGGUAGAAGCGGUUUUGAUAUCUGAAGGUCUGGGUCGGUACGCGCAGGACCCAUCGUUCAUCGAGGUGACUAAGCAGGAGCUGGCGGACGCGUGCGACAUGACCAUCGAGGAAAUGGAGAGCGCGGCCGACAACAUCCUCAAUGGCAACACCCAGCCCAGCGCCAACGGCAACCUGCUGCCCUAUAUGCACUGCAGAGACCAGGACGAACAGGGGCCCAGCCACAGCGAGGAGGCCGCAGGGGCCACUGGCGGGGCGGGGGAGGAGGGGGAGGAGGAGGAGGAGGAGGAAGAGGACAGGGCCUCUUCCUCAGGCCAUCGGGAUUGUGGGUUAUUGGACGACGAUGACAUGGAUUGUGUCACUAGUUUGUAG